This is a messenger RNA of Cydia splendana, 1791 nucleotides long. RefSeq lists its product as uncharacterized. NCBI's taxonomy places the organism in Eukaryota, Metazoa, Arthropoda, Insecta, Lepidoptera, Tortricidae. Gene Ontology annotation, molecular function: ATP hydrolysis activity; DNA helicase activity. Bases 1 to 1791 code for a protein of 596 amino acids. Gene Ontology annotation, biological process: DNA repair; telomere maintenance. The record is from RefSeq and is a predicted model, not a curated record. The transcript has 2 exons.
AUGUUUUGGGUCGCUCCGAAUCGCGGCGAACAGUUUUAUCUGCGCGUACUUUUGGCCGUGUAUCCGUGUCGUAGUUUUGAUGACCUCAUCAGACUUGGGGGCGCCGGAUGCUCCACAUUCCAAGAAGCUGCCCGAGCGGUUGGUUUGGCUGAUGACGAUUCAGAGUACCGCAGAUCGAUGCAGGAGGCACAAACUUUCAUGACCGCGCCGCGUUUACGCCACUUUUUUGUAAUGUUAGCUGUAAACGGGAUCCCAGUCGCGUCAUUAUGGGAUCAAUUCAAGGACCAACUGAGCGAGGAUUUCAUUAGACGAUUUCCUAGCGAUCAAAUUGAUAGGGCCCACGAGAAAAGUCUCGUACUCAUCGGGAGAUUAUUGCGCAAGCACGGCAGCCGCUUGUGUGAUAUGGGAUUACCGGAAGCGAUCGACGACACCACAGAGUUGGGUCGAGAGUAUACCGAAUACGAUCGAGCCGAAUUGGUUGGAUUCGUAGAGGUAUGGCUGCCGAAACUAUCAGUUGGUCAGCGAGCCGUGUACGAUUACGUACACGAGCUCGUCACAAAUACCGAACACCGCGAAAAUAGUGACAACGCGAUCUUUGUUGAUGGUCCGGCGGGUACCGGGAAAACGUUGCUAUUAAAUUUAAUAACUUCACACGUGCGCGGUGAUUUAAACGGUGUCGUUUUAUGCACGGCUAGCUCGGGCAUCGCUGCCCAAAACUACCCCAGCGGCAUGACGGCACAUAGCAUGUUCAAAUUGCCCAUCGAAUUGGUGGACGAUUUGGGACAUUGGAGCGUCACUAAAAGAUCUCAACGCGGGGAACUCAUUCGGAAAUCUGACGUCAUCAUCUACGAUGAGGCCCCUAUGGCACACAAAUAUUUAAUUCACAUGUUGGACAGAUCUCUUCGAGAUCUCAUGGACUCGGAGAAAAUUUUUGGCGGCAAAGUAAUAAUAUUCGCCGGUGAUUUCCGUCAGAUUCCACCGGUGGUACCUAAUGCUAGAUCAAAUUCAGAUGUAAUCAACAGUUCAGUAAAGUCAUCACCGCUUUGGGAACAAUUAAAAACAUUCACUCUGACGGCAUCCCAGCGUCAGACGAGCGAUCCCGAAUUUGCCGAUUUUCUAUUUAAACUGGGAUCAAAUCAGCUGCCGACGGAAAGAGUUACAGUAGGACGUGGCGUCCAAAAUUUAAUAGACCUUUCCGUCAUUUCACACGUAACGACUUUGGGAGAACUUAUAGAUUUCGUGUUCCCAAUUGACGAUUUAAACGAGCCUGACUUGUGUGCAGGCAGAGCGAUCCUUUGCACCCAUAACGCUGGCGUGAAAGAGAUCAAUGAACGUGUGAUGGGUCGGUUACCGAAUGAGCCAAUGCAUUUCUUCGGCGUUGACAAGGUCGUCAGUGAAGGCCCCGAUGAGUUAUUUUUCGGUCCGGAGGCAUUGUGUAGGAUUCAACCUAAUGGUGUUCCAGAGUACGAUUUAGUGUUAAAAGUCGGUUCCGUUUGCAUGAUCACUCGCAAUCUUAGUUUCGCGGAUGGCUUGGUCAACGGGACCAAAGUCAUCGUAGUGGCGGUAACAUCACCUCGCCUCAUCACAGUCCGCAAACCAAAUCAACACCAGGACUACUUGAUUCCGCGUAUUCAGUUCAAAGCCCCGAUCGAUCGCCGGAGCCCGAUCGAGAUGAUGAGAACUCAGUUUCCGUUACAGUUCCACGAAACUCUUCGUGAGCAACACGCCUGCGUGAUCUGCGCCGAUCAACAGCCCAAUGUCAGGCGCGGCCGCAUCACCGACGUCGCUUAG